This is a messenger RNA of Strongylocentrotus purpuratus (purple sea urchin), 4508 nucleotides long. Its product is annotated as ubiquitin carboxyl-terminal hydrolase 5. Gene Ontology annotation, molecular function: cysteine-type deubiquitinase activity; zinc ion binding; protein binding. Bases 83 to 2491 code for a protein of 802 amino acids. The transcript has 21 exons. Lineage: Eukaryota; Metazoa; Echinodermata; Echinoidea; Camarodonta; Strongylocentrotidae. The record is from RefSeq and is a predicted model, not a curated record. Gene Ontology annotation, biological process: protein deubiquitination.
UGUAUGCGUACGUCGUCCGGCCGUAUAUGCAUAUUCAUAAUCUCGCAAAAAGCGAGAGCUUCACUCGAGAUUAAUAACCAAGAUGGCAGCUUCCAAAUUGCACGAGUUUCUUGACAAAAUCAGAAUACCGGGAGCUGGAGAUAAAGUGUACAAGGAUGAGUGUGCAUAUUGUUUCGAUAAUCCGGAAAGUGAGACAGGCUUGUUUGUGUGUAUGAACACAUUUCUUGGGUUUGGAAAGGACUACGUUCGGAGGCACUAUGAACGCACCAAGAACCCUGUCUAUCUUCAUCUCAAGACAAUUAAAAAGAAAAAACCAAAAACAGAAGAAGAGAAAGAGAAGGAGAAGCCAACAAGACUUGCCAUAGGAAUGCAAGGAGGUUUCGAUGUAGAAGAUGAGAACCAGUAUGAGUAUGAAGAACACAACUCUGUAGUCAUCUUACCAGACUUCACUGAGAUUCCGCUUCCCAAUGCUGAACUGCCUGAAGAGGUCCAGCUUUCUAUUGCCAGUAUCCUGUCGGCUACCUCAGCUUCUAAAGCGGAACAAAUUCAAGCCUGGGAUGGAGAAGCAAAGAUUCUCUCUAGACAUGCAGCUAAUCUCAAACAACUGGACAACGGUGUCAAGGUACCGCCCAAGGGUUGGAAGUGCAGCAUGUGUGACCUGAAGGACAACCUGUGGAUGAACCUGACCGAUGGUACCAUACUCUGCGGGAGGCGAUACUUUGAUGGGACGGGAGGCAACAACCACGCUGUCGAACAAUACGACCAGACCAAAUAUCCCUUAGCUGUGAAACUAGGCACGAUAACUCCGAACGGAGCAGAUGUGUAUUCCUAUGUCGAGGAUGAGAUGGUCGAUGAUCCACUACUAGCAACUCAUCUAACUCACUUUGGCAUCAACAUGAUGAACAUGGAGAAGACUGACAAGACCAUGACGGAGCUAGAGAUAGACCUGAACAUGAGAGUUGCUGAAUGGGACACCAUCCAGGAGUCUGGUUCUCAACUCAAGCCUCUGUUUGGACCUGGUCUAACUGGACUUAAAAACAUGGGCAAUAGUUGUUACCUGAACUCGGUCAUGCAAGUUCUCUUUAGUAUUCCUGACUUUGUAAAUAGAUAUGCUUCCAAGAAGGACGAGAUCUUUACGAGUGCUCCUGCAGAUCCGAGGGGGGACUUCAAUGUACAAAUGGCCAAGCUUGGUUACGGGUUAGCUUCAGGACGAUACUCGCAGGAACCCAAGACGACAGACAGUGGAGACCAGUCCGAAGCAAAGAAGCAGAGUGGUGUUGCCCCCAGGAUGUUCAAGAGCCUUGUGGGUAAAGGUCACCAAGAGUUCUCUACCAACAGACAACAAGAUGCUCAAGAAUAUCUUCUUCAUCUCUUCAGCAUCAUUGAGAGGCACAGUAGAAAUCUAAACAAUCCAUGCGACUGUCUCCAGCUUGAGCUAGAGGAGAGGAUUCAAUGUUCACAAUCUAAUCAGGUUAAAUACAAGAAAAGAACUGACUACAUCCUAGCUGUACCAAUACCACUAGAGGCUGCCACAAACCUAAAUGCGUUUGUUGCUUAUCAAGCAAAGAAAGCAGAGUUGGAAGCCAAGAAAGAGAGGGUCGAUCCAAAGGAUAUCGUCCGUCCCCAUAUCUGCCUACAAGACUGCCUCGAGGCCUUCGCUGCACAGGAGAAAGUAGAGGACUUCUACAGUGCGGCUAUAAAUGCCAAGACAGUGGCACUCAGGUCAACCAGAAUAGCCUCAUUCCCAGACUUCCUCAUCAUCCAACUCAAGAAAUUCACGUUAGGGGAGGACUGGACGCCCAAGAAACUUGAUGUAUCAGUAGACAUGCCUGAUGAGCUUGACCUGAGCCGCUACCGAGGGAACGGUAUACAGCCAGGUGAGACCGAACUACCCGACGGAGAUGGACCACCAGAACCAGAACCUGUUAUUGAUGAGGGCAUGGUAAGUCUCCUGGCAGAGAUGGGUUUUGCCAAAGAGGGCUGUCGUAAAGCUGUCUACCAUACCAAGAACACAGGCACAGAUGCUGCUAUGAAUUGGAUUUUUGAACACUCAGCUGAUCCAGAUUUUGCAGAGCCAUUGCAGCUUGGUCAAGCAAAGAAGAAGCAAAAGACAGAGAUUGUAGCGAGCGAGGAAGGGAUCAUGAUGAUCAUGAGUAUGGGUUUCACCAGAGAGCAAUCUAUCAAGGCGCUUAGAGCAACGGACAAUAACCUAGAGAGGGCAGCAGACUGGAUAUUCAGUCAUCCAGAUGAGCUUCUUGACACACCAAUGGAAACUGAACAACCAAGUGGACCCACAUGUCGGGAUGGUAAUGGAAAAUACCAACUGUUUGCUUUUGUGAGUCACAUGGGGACAUCUACAGCAUGUGGUCACUAUGUGUGCCAUAUCAAGAAAGAAGGAAGAUGGGUGAUCUUCAAUGAUGACAAGGUUGCGCAAUCGGAGAAACCUCCCAAGGACCUAGGUUACAUCUACUUCUACAAGAGGCUGAACUGAAUCUUCCACAGCUGUGAGAUAUAGUGAUCAACAAAUAGCCUCAGGGUAGCAUCAGUGCCAUUUACGGGCAGACAAACAGAAACUAAUAUCAGAAAACACACUUUUAUUUGACGUAAUGAAUCACUUAGUCAUGAUGUGGUCUAUGCACCUAAAAAACAGCUGAAGCAAAAGAAAAAUCAUUUUGCUUGGAAAUGAACGGCAAGUGGGAAUAGGAUUUUGUAGCGCUUGUUUAAAGCGAUUUACUGCAUCAUUUUGGAACGAGACUUAAAGAUUAUAGGUCAUAGUUGCAGGCUUCUUAGCAAGAUUUGUUGAUGGUUCCAAUUGAGUCUCCUUUCAAAGAAAACUGACAAAUUAAGGUCGGAGAGCCACACAAGGGCGUCAUCUGACAAAGUCAAAUUCAAAUUGUUUAUUGAAAUGGAAUCCACAAUUUUGGAUUAUUUCAAUACCAAAGUUAAUAAAAAAUGAAUAUAUAACAUAUCGAAAUAUUUUACAAAGUAAACACUGAAAAGGCAUCAAUUACACACAGGCAAUAUACCAUUUCUAAAUGAAAAGCAAUUACAAAUGAAUCAUUGAAAAUAUACUAAAAAUCAAUAUAAUUACAAAAGGACAAUCAUAUACAUAGUUUGAGGUUGUCUAGUACUUACUAGUAAUUACAAAAGAUUAAUCAAAUGGUUCAAAUGAAUGGUCAAAUUUUAAAUCAUCGUUGAAACUAGCAAAUAAAUGAAAAAAGAAACAAAAUAGUAGCGUGAAAAUCCUGAAAUAUCAUUGAGGGUAAAAAAUGUUGACAUCCUGCCAAAUUCUUCUUACUUUUACAAAUAAAUGUGACAGAGAAUGGAGUUCCUUGAUCAGGGAUGCCAGUUUCAGGCUAUAGCCUGAUUUCAGUCAACAAUUUCCCAAAUUCCUGACAAAAUGCCCUCCUUACCCCAUUCUGCAAUUUCAUAUAAAUACCCUCGUUUUAUUCAUUUCCCAAUGGUAAUGUAGUUUGUGAUAGGGUUUACAAGGAAAUCUGUUGAUAACCAAGAUUGAAUAUUAGUCAUGAUUAUUACAACGAUCGUGACCUAGAUCAAUGGUCAAUGACAGGUCAUGUAGUCUGUUGGAUAAAGCGCUGCAGUGUGCAUCACAAAAUGCGGGGUUCGAAUUACUGCCACUGCACUAUUAAACAACCCGUUUGCAAGAAAUCUGUAGAGUUUUCUUGCAUUAAUUAAUUUGAAGAAAAUAUGCUCAGAAUUUCAGAAAUUUAGGAUAUUCCAUCUUGCUUUCAUCGUAAUAUUAGAGGAGAAUGAAAGUAAAUUGACUAGAUUGGACAGUAAAUACUCAAGAUUACCUUAUAUCAGACAUUGUACACACAUCUGCACUGUACCUCAACAGUACAACAAUUCACCUGACGGUGGCCUGUACUGCAACUAAAGAAGAAGAAGACAUUUAUCUGGGCAAUUCCACGAUUAAUGAGAAACAAAAAAAUCCAAAACGUUUCUCUUUUAUGCCUAAGACAGUUGAAAUUGGUAUUCCAUCUCUUGAUUGAUUAGGGAUCAAUUUUCUAUUUUACUUUGAAUUUGCUUCACUUAAAAUCAUUAGGCUACUUGACUUUAAGAUAUUAUGUGCCAUUAAACAGGCAUUUCACUGAAACUCAGUAAACGUGUAUGAGCAUAAACAGAAUAAGAUUGUUACAAGUGAUGUUCCUUUUAAUUUCAUUUGAACUGUCAACUUCCAUAUGCCACGUCGCAAAAAACUGUUUUUUUCAAAUAUUUGUAAUUCUUAAUAGUUUAACCUGCAUGUCUUUCCCCGUAGAGCCCUCUGUAAGCAUGUUAUGUGAAGAAUUCAAGUAUAUGUAAGUUGUAUUUAGUGUCUGCAACUUUUGCAAGAAGAUUUUCUUUGGGUAUUGUAGACAGCUAGACUAAUGUUUAAUGAGAUUAUUAUAUGUAUGUGAAAUACAUUGGAAACAUUGCUGCUUGAUGAAUUUUGUAUAUUUUUCAAUAAUUUUGAUGCAUUAAAUGCAGUACACAACAUGUGACCAUCA